AUGGGAGAGAUAAGUAAGGAUGAUGUUGAGAAAUACUUAGAGAACAACCCCCAGUUUGCCAAGGAAUACUUCGACCGAAAGAUAAGGGCAGAAGUGCUGGGAAGCAUCUUUAAAGUCAGCCCUGGGAAACUGAAAGCUGGAGUUUCUUUCAAAGAGAUGUCUCAACUGGAGGAGUCUCAAUUGCUCUUUGAGCUGCUAACUGAAAUCCAGGAUGACACAAACAGCAUGGAGAAAAUUGUGCACAAAGCCCUGCAGAGGCUGGCACAGCUGCUGGCAGCUGAUCGGUGUAGCAUGUUUAUCUGCCGCGCCCGCAAUGGCAUCCCUGAACUGUCUACAAGGCUUUUCAAUGUUACCCCUACCUCUAAGUUUGAGGAGAACCUAGUGGUCCCAGACAGAGAGAUUGUUUUUCCUCUGGACAUUGGGAUAGUGGGAUGGGUUGCUCAUACCAAGAAGUUUUUCAAUGUACCUGAUGUGCAAAAGAAUAACCAUUUUUCUGACUUUGUGGACAAACAAACUGGCUACACAACUAUCAACAUGCUGGCAAUGCCUGUCGUGCAGGGUAAAGAGGUUCUUGCUGUUGUGAUGGCAAUUAACAAAUUAAAUGCCCCUGAAUUCUCUAAGGAGGAUGAAGAGGUCUUUAAAAAAUACCUCAAUUUUGUUUCUCUUGCCAUAAAACAAAAUCAUAUCACAUAUCUUCACAGUUUUGAAUCCCGAAGAAGUCAGAUGCUUUUGUGGUCUGCCAACAAAGUAUUUGAAGAACUUACAGAUAUUGAGCGACAGUUUCACAAAGCUCUAUACACUAUCCGAAUGUAUUUGAAUUGUGAAAGGUAUUCUGUUGGUCUGCUGGACAUGACCAAAGAGAAGGAAUUCUAUGAUGAAUGGCCAAUCAAGCUGGGAGAAUUAGAGCCGUAUAAAGGCCCAAAGACACCAGAUGGCAGAGAAAUUCACUUUUAUAAGAUUAUUGACUAUAUUUUACAUGGAAAAGAAGAAAUCAAAGUCAUUCCGACACCUCCUGCAGACCACUGGUGUCUAGUCAGUGGGUUGCCGACAUAUGUUGCUGAAAAUGGAUUUAUUUGUAAUAUGAUGAAUGCAGCAGCAGAUGAAUAUUUUCAAUUUCAGAAAGAACCUGUGGAUGAAACAGGCUGGCUUAUCAAAAAUGUCCUUUGUUUGCCCAUUGUCAACAAAAAGGAAGAAAUUGUGGGAGUAGCUACAUUUUACAAUAGGAAAGAUGGGAAACCAUUUGAUGAAUUUGAUGAACAGAUCACCGAAACUCUUACACAGUUCCUGGGGUGGUCUGUUUUAAAUCCUGACACAUAUGACAAAAUGAAUAAGCUUGAGAACAGAAAAGACAUCGCUCAGGAAAUGCUCAUGUACCAGACAAAAGCCACACCGAAUGAAGUUGAAUCCAUACUAAACUACAAAAAUAAAUUAAAUGAGGAUUACAUUGAAAACUGCGAUGAGAAAGAUCUCGUCAGAAUUUUGAAAGAAGAAUUACCUGAUCCAAAGGAAUUAGAACUUUAUGAAUUUCACUUCAGUGACUUCCCUGUUACAGAAAAUAACUUGAUAAAGUGCGGCAUACGAUUAUUCUUUGAGAUAGACGUGGUUGAAAAGUUCAAAGUCCCAGCAGAGGUACUUACAAAAUGGAUGUACACAGUCAGAAAGGGGUAUCGGGAUAUAACUUACCAUAACUGGAGACAUGGAUUCAAUGUGGGACAGACAAUGUUCACGUUAUUAAUGACAGGUAGACUAAAGAAAUACUAUACUGAUCUGGAAGCCUUUGCCAUGGUUGCUGCUGCUUUCUGCCAUGAUAUUGAUCACAGAGGAACAAAUAAUUUGUAUCAGAUGAAGUCAGGUUCUCCACUGGCAAGACUUCAUGGAUCUUCCAUUUUAGAAAGACAUCAUCUAGAGUAUAGUAAAACUCUGCUACAAGAUGAGAGUUUGAACAUCUUCCAGAACCUGAAUCGACGCCAGUUUGACAAUGUAAUACAUUUAUUUGAGGUUGCAAUAAUAGCAACUGACUUGGCUUUGUAUUUCAAGAAAAGGACUAUAUUUCAGAAGAUUGUGGAUGCAGUUGAAAAAAUGGAAACAGAGGAGGAGGCAAUAAAAUACAUAUCUAUUGACCCAACCAAAAAAGAAGUUAUUAUGGCCAUGAUGAUGACUGGAUGUGACUUGUCUGCUAUAACCAAGCCUUGGGAGGUGCAAAGUGAGGUUGCCCUCAUGGUUGCAAAUGAAUUCUGGGAGCAAGGUGAUCUAGAGCGAAAUGUGCUGCAGCAACAGCCAAUUCCUAUGAUGGACAGAAACAAAGCAGAUGAACUACCCAAGCUUCAAGUUGGUUUCAUUGAUUUUGUAUGUACAUUUGUAUACAAGGAAUUUUCAAGGUUUCACAAGGAAAUUACACCUAUGCUUGCCGGUCUUCAAAACAAUAGGGUACAAUGGAAAACACGUGCGGAUGUGUACGAUGAAAGGAUGAAACUUAUUGAAGAAGAAAAGAAAAAACAGGAAGAAACAGCACCCAAAGGUUAG
Messenger RNA from Alligator sinensis (Chinese alligator), 2523 nucleotides. RefSeq names its product phosphodiesterase 6C (gene PDE6C). Gene Ontology annotation, biological process: visual perception; signal transduction. The transcript has 21 exons. The coding region runs from base 1 to 2523 and encodes 840 amino acids. The record is from RefSeq and is a predicted model, not a curated record. Gene Ontology annotation, molecular function: protein binding; 3',5'-cyclic-nucleotide phosphodiesterase activity. Lineage: Eukaryota; Metazoa; Chordata; Crocodylia; Alligatoridae.